AUGUAUUAGAAUGACAUUUAGAUAAGAUUAUCAGAAGAACAAAAACAAAAGUUGCAUGAAUUGCAAUUAAUUUAGUAAAGAGAGCUUUAUGAUAUGAUAAGACGUCAUCAGUAGGAAUAGUUAUAAAUAUUUGAGUAAUUGAAAGAAUAAGAAUAAAUCUAACACAAUUUAUCAAGAAGCUUAUUUUCCAAAGAGAUAAAAUAAUCAAAUCUCAAUUACAAACCUUAUACUUUAAGUCAAUAUAAAUUGCUGAAAUUAUAACCAAUACUCAAGAAUCCUGGUCAGGGAUUAGGUCCAACAUUAUCAAUUGAAAAAUGGGAGUAAUCAAAAGAUAAAAUGGAUAGGAUGCUUGAAUUUGCAGAACAUGUAAAAUAUUAAAAGAUAUAAUUAGGUAAAAUUGGAACAUCGACAUUUUAAGAGAAGAAUACCGAAAAGUUAACCAAAAUAAGUGACAGCUAGGUAAAGAGGGUUGGAAUUUGCAAGGUAAGUUCUAAAACCUAUUUUGAUCCAUUAACCAUAGAAAUUAAGUAGAUUAAAUAAUGGCUAAGAGAAUAAUGAAUUAUUAGAAUAUGAAUUAAGAAAUUAAAUACUUAAAUAAUAAAUAGAAAAAAUGAAGUGA
Messenger RNA from Paramecium pentaurelia, 619 nucleotides. Lineage: Eukaryota; Ciliophora; Oligohymenophorea; Peniculida; Parameciidae. The record is from the annotation of a GenBank genome assembly.